This is a messenger RNA of Carya illinoinensis, 1957 nucleotides long. RefSeq lists its product as uncharacterized. NCBI's taxonomy places the organism in Eukaryota, Viridiplantae, Streptophyta, Magnoliopsida, Fagales, Juglandaceae. The transcript is spliced from 2 exons. The record is from RefSeq and is a predicted model, not a curated record. The coding region runs from base 99 to 1949 and encodes 616 amino acids.
GUCGAACACCGCUUCAAGCCUGGUGAGGUAUCCUGUAAGGGGUGUUCUGGUUGAAGGCUGAAGUGAAAAUAACGAAAUUAACGGCCAAGCAUUAAACGAUGCGUAUCGAGAAUAAGGAGGAAGUAAUUCGUGGCUUCAAUACGGAAGUACGUAACAAUUGGUAUCAGCAUAGCGGUCGAUCCUUACUGAUGGCAGAAGGGACAAGGGGAGCAUUGAAGGGUCAACAGCAAGAAAUGGUGCAGCAACAGUUGGAUCAUCAUCAGAUCGCCAUUUCUGGCCUGGCAGAAAGGUUAGAUCAAAUGUCUGAUGUGUUGAAAACUUUGGUUGAAACUGUGAAUGUAAUUUCUCGUAGAGAAAGGGAGGGACCUCGUGAUAGAGAUCAUGACAACAGGAAUCAUGAUGAAAGGGCUGGGGUUCAGAGGAAUGUGAGAUUAGAUUUUCCACGUUUUAGUGGAACUGAACCUGAUGGUUGGGUCUUUAAGGCCAAUCAAUACUUUGACUGUUUUAUGGUUCCAUUCCAUCAGAAGCUCAUGGUUGCUUCACACCACAUGGAGGGGGAUGCUUUGGUAUGGUACCAAAAUGGCAUAGACUCGGGCCAAUUUAAUUCUUGGGAGACCUUGGUGGUAGCUUUACAAACCAGAUUUGGGCCAUCCUCCUUUGAUGACCCUAUGGAGGCUCUCACUAGGUUAAGACAAACUUCUUCUGUGAGUUUGUACACUUCUCAAUUCGAGGCUUUGACUAAUAGGUUGAGAGGCCUAUCUGAGAGGCACAAGAUGAGCUGUUUCAUCAGUGGAUUAAAAGAUGACAUUAGAAUCCCUGUUAAAAUGUUUAAUCCAUUAAACCUGGGGGCUGCAUUUGGUUUGGCAAAAUUACAGGAAGAAUAUGUCCUAUCUUCUAGGAAAUCUUGGCGUCCUGCUAAUCAUUAUGCUGAUAAGUGGUCAAUUAAUAACACUGGCUUUACUGACUCAGUUUCUAAGGACCACAAAAGUUUGUUGCCUUUCAAGAAGGUAAAUCCGUCUCAUAUUGAUGAAAAAAGGAAAAAAGGUUUGUGUUUCCAUUGUGAGGAAAAAUGGAAUCCAAGCCAUGUGUGUAAGAAGCCGAAAGUUUAUUUCAUUCAGCUUGAUUCUGAUAUGGAAAACCAACUUGAUGUUGAGGAGUCUGAGGUUAUUCCUUCUGAGGAUCCAGUUUCUGAAGAGCUUGAUGUUGUGGAAAUUUCUGUUAAUGCCAUCUCGGGUUGCCUUGGGGGUAAUGCUAUGAGAUUGCAUGGAUCUAUUGGUUCUUGUGUUGUUGAAAUUCUAGUGGAUUCAGGAAGCACACACAACUUCUUGGAUCCUGUUGUGGUUAAAGCAGCUAAGCUGACGGUUCAGCAAGAUUCCUGUUUGCAAGUUUGUGUGGCUAAUGGUGAAAAAAUCAUAACUCAAGGUAGUGGACAGGAAGUUUUUAAGAUUCAGGGUUCUAAGUUUCCUGUUCCCUUUCAUGUUCUUUCCUUAGGGGGGUGCGAUGUAGUACUUGGGGUCCAAUGGUUAAAGACUUUGGGCUCGAUUACUUGGAAUUUUUUAGAGAUGUCAAUGUGUUUCAAGUGGGAUGGUCAGGCCAUUAAACUGCAAGGUUUGAAUUCUGCUAGUGUUCAGAUGAUGGUUGGUGCCAAAGGCUUCAAGUCUGCUUUUGUUAAUAAGCAGGCUUGGUUGUUGCAAUUGAUGCUUAUUGACCACGAGCCUACUAAGAUGUGUGUUGAAGGACCAGUGUCUGCAUUGCUUGAGGAGUUUGCUGAUGUUUUUGAGGAACCUGUUGGACUGCCACCAAGAAGAGAAUUUGACCAUCAAAUUAUCUUGAAGGAAGGGGCUUCACCUGUUUCUGUUAGACCUUACAGGUAUCCUCAUUACCAGAAGUCUGAAAUAGAAAAGAUAGUUCAUGAAUUGCUGCAGUCUGGUGUGGUGAGACCUAGCUAGAGUCCAUU